Rhodamnia argentea is the source of this 2835-nucleotide messenger RNA. Its product is annotated as MDIS1-interacting receptor like kinase 2-like. Bases 1 to 2670 code for a protein of 889 amino acids. Gene Ontology annotation, molecular function: protein binding; ATP binding; protein kinase activity. The transcript is spliced from 2 exons. NCBI's taxonomy places the organism in Eukaryota, Viridiplantae, Streptophyta, Magnoliopsida, Myrtales, Myrtaceae. Gene Ontology annotation, biological process: protein phosphorylation. The record is from RefSeq and is a predicted model, not a curated record.
AUGACUCAUUUGAAUCCUGUAAGCAAUCCCGUCGGCUUGCAUGUUCGCCGGCUGAUGACCGCAGCUACAUGGAUCCUUACUGCGCUAGCUCUCUCCCACAGCUACCCUGCCCUCGCCACCAGAGCAGAGGCGGAUGCUCUUCGUCGCAGUGGGUGGUGGCCUCACUCCGUUACGAGCAACACGUCCGUGUCGCAUUGCGAGUGGCCUGGCAUUGUCUGUGAUGAUUCUGGAAGCGUCGCCUCAAUAGACAAGUUAGCAGGAAGCUGCAAUGGUUGCUGGGACGGAGGGAAUUUUAGCAGCAUGAAUUUCUCUUUGCUCCCGAAUCUCGGCUUUCUUCGGCUGCCUGACAAUGGCCUCGCCGGUAUCGUUCCCCGUCAACUAUGUGAACUCCCGCUCUGGUACCUCGACUUGUCCGGCAAUAACCUAAACGGUGAGUUUCCUCUCUGUCUCCAAAACCUCACAAUGCUAGAAGUUCUUGACAUUCAUUAUAAUGAAAUCGCUAGUCCUUUCCCUUCUAGAUUGGGAAAUCUGAAGAAGCUAGGGUACCUAGAUCUCAGUUUCAAUUUGCUUCGUGGCCCUAUACUUCCGGAAAUAGGGAACUUGACAAACUUGAAAUACCUAUGUAUUGAUGAGAAUCAAUAUGGCGGAUCUAUCCCGUCAGAAAUAGGUAAUUUGAAGGGCUUAAUUUGGUUGACGCUGGGUUCAAACUCCUUCACAGGCCCCAUUCCAUCGGAAAUUGGAGAUUUGAAGAAUCUCACUUAUCUAGAUUUGAGCAAUAACAACUUCUCUCGAGAAAUCCCUCUUCAACUUGGGAGUUUGGUCAUGGUAAGCUAUCUUGAUCUUCGGGAUAAUUCUCUACAGGGUUCAGUUCCCAAUCUAAAAAAACUUUCCCUCUUAAGUCACAUCGAUUUGUCAAACAAUAAUCUCACGGGAAGAAUUCCAGAUAAUCUGCUCGACAUUGGUUAUAGAGAUUUCGGUGGCAACGAAUUUUUGGAAUAUGCUACCAUAGAAGCAGAUUUAGAUGCUCUUCGUGGCAGUGGCUGGUGGUCCUCUUAUGACACGAGCAACAGUUCCAAAACACAUUGCACGUGGCUCGGCAUUUCAUGUGACAAUUCUGGAAGCGUCGUCAAAAUAGACAUACCACAAGGAAUACGUGCGCUCACCGGUAUCAUUCCCCUUCAAAUAUGUGCGCUCCUAAAGCUCAGGCACCUCAAUUUGUCCCACAAUCACCUAAUUGGCCAUUUACCUCUUUGUCUCCAAAACCUCGCCAUGUUAGAAGUCAUUGACGUUCAUACUAAUCUGCUCAAUAGUCUUAUCCCUCCCGAAUUGGGAAAUCUGAAGAGGUUGAUCUACCUAGACCUCAGUUUCAAUGCACUUCAUGGCACGAUCCCUUCGACUCUUGGUCACUUAGAUUAUGUCGACUUGUCGUACAAUCGUCUCACGGGAAAAAUUCCAAAUAAUUUGGCCCAUGUUCGUUAUGGAGCUUUCAAAGGUAAUGAAGGUUUGGAAAAGGCUGAUGGUCAUGAAAGAAUGGCUAGGAUUAUACUUAUGAUGGUACUUAUUCCACUGGUGGCUAUAUUAGUUCUUGGGCCUUUGAUAAUACUCCGACGAAGAACGAAGAGCAUGCGAUCAGAGAUAGCAACAAAAAAUGGCGAUUUCUUGUCAAUAUGGAAUUACGAUGGGACAAUGGCAUAUGAAGACAUAAUCAAUGCAACGGAAGACUUUGACAUUAAAUAUUGCAUUGGAACUGGCGGAUACGGUAGUGUCUAUAGAGUGCAGUUGCCCAAUGGGAAGAUCGUGGCAUUGAAGAAACUUCACCGUCAUGAAGCAGAGGACCCAUCUUUUGACAAGAGCUUCCGAAAUGAAGUGAAACACUUGACAGAAGUACGACACAGAAGCAUAAUUAAGCUCCAUGGUUUUUGCUUACACAAGCGAUGCAUGUUCUUGGUUUAUGAGUAUAUGGAAAGGGGGAGUCUAUUUUGUGCUUUGAGAAAUGACGUCGAAGCAGUGGAAUUAGACUGGUCUAAAAGACUCAAUAUUGUUUGGGAUAUUGCACAUGCCCUGUCUUACCUGCACCACGAUUGCACGCAGCCAAUUGUUCAUCGUGACAUAUCUAGCAACAACAUUUUGCUCAACAACAACAUGAAGGCUUUCUUAUCAGACUUUGGCACGGCAAGACUCCUAGAACCUAAUUUCUCAUCUAAUCUCACUGCAGAUAUCGCAGGCACUCGUGGAUAUAUAGCACCAGAGCUUGCUUACACUUUGGUGAUCAAUGAGAAAUGCGAUGUAUACAGCUUUGGAACGGUAGCAAUGGAAAUCAUAAUGGGUGAGCAUCCAGGUGAGAUGAUCUUAAUACUGUCGACACUUUUCAGAGAAGAUAUUAUGCUACAUCGAAUAUUAGACUCACGCUUGCCAAUCCCAAGAGAGAAUUACAUCGCAAGAAGUAUCAUUCUGGUAGUUUCCCUGGCGCUUGCUUGCUUAAGUCGCGACCCAAAGUCGCGACCCGCGAUGAAACAAGUUUCGGAAGCUUUUCUAGCGCCAAAACUAACGUUGGACAAGCCCUUCCAUUCAAUCUCGCUUGCGCAGCUCCAAGAAAUGAAUCGAGGAAUAUGGUGGGAAGGUGGAACCACGGAAACAUCGUCAAGCCUACAAGAAGAGCAAGGACCAUGAAGUACUUGUCCCAAAAGUAGCAAAUAAGCUUCCAACAAGUGAAGACCGAAGAUUACAAACUGAUGCUGCAAAUCGGUGAACGUGGUUGAGGAUACAAAGGAUACGGAUUCAGCAAUUCUAAGUCAUGUCAAACUUUCUUUAAGCUAUGUAGGCCAAAAUUUACCA